AUGAGCCGCCGUAACGUCUUUCAAGAAGAAGGGGCGCGAGAGGAGGUGGGGGGGAGAGGGGAGGAGAGGGGAAGAGGGGAGGAGGGGGGAGUGGGGAAGGAGGGUCGUGUGUUUGUGGGGGAGCGUCUGCUGGCGGCAGUGGGGGCGGUGUUCACUCUCUACUGCCUCUUCCACACGCAGCGCACCGCGCCCUAUCCGCCCACCCUCAUCUACCUGCCCCUUGACUCCGUUCGUCUCUUGCUCCUCUUUGUGCAAGAGGCACCUCACCACAAGGCAUGGGAUGCCGUUGCUUCCCUGCAAGCUCUCUUCUUCGGCCCCCUCUCUUCCCCUCCCUCUGCUCCCCCCCCUGCCUCCUCCUCCUCCUCCCCUCACACUCCCGCUCCACCCUCGUCGGCGUUUGUGGUGGGGGCGGUGCCGCUGCCGCAGCAGCUGCAGGCGGGUUUGCAGCAGAGGGCGGGGCAGGCGAGGAGGCUGGUGGAGCAGCAGUUGCGAGUGAUGAAACAGAAGCUAUUUGCGCAUCUCCCCAUCGAACGACACAUUCAGUCUGAUGCUGCAGAGGUAUUGGACGUAGAGCAGGCCGAUGCAGCAUGCUGGCUCUAUGACAACUCCCUGCAGCGACUCAAAACAUGUAAGAACUGCCUCUUCUACCCCACCUCUGCAUCGCUCCCCCUCACCAUAGUCCGCACCACCUGUUUCAUCACACCAGUCACCUCGCUUUCUGCCAUCCGCACUCCUCUGAACUCCUCCCACUUCUGCUCUUCGUGCAUCCUUCCUGUCAAGGCACUCCACCUGCUCCUGUUCCCUUUCAUCCCUCUCAUCCCUCUCCUCCCUCCCCUCCCUCCCCUCCCUCUCUUCCCUCUCCUCCCUAUCCUCCCCUUUCUCCCCUUUCUCCCGCUUCUCCCUUUUUUCCCUCUCCUUUCUCUCCUUUCUCUCCUGCCUCUCUCUCUCCUUCCGUUCCUUCCUCUCCCUCUUCUCCUUCUUAUCCUUCCGUCCAUCCCCAUCGCCCGUACUCCUACUCUCGCAAUCCUCAACCUCUCUCCCUAA
Messenger RNA from Closterium sp. NIES-65, 1044 nucleotides. The record is from the annotation of a GenBank genome assembly. NCBI's taxonomy places the organism in Eukaryota, Viridiplantae, Streptophyta, Zygnematophyceae, Desmidiales, Closteriaceae.